AGACAUAAAACCAUGAGAAGCAAAUGUACAAAUCAGUCAUAGGGGCAGCCGUACGAACAUGCUGCAGCUAGUGUCAAUUGUGUUGCAUCUGUCGAGUUUGCAUUGAAACUGGUAAAUAUAGUUUAAGAACAAGUUUCUCAUUGCCAUUUCCAGAUUGUUUGAAUGGCAUUACUGUAGCUACAUACUGGUGUACUAUAGAUGGCAUGCUGGGUUAAUUAACUAGAUUAAGUUGGAUGCUUUUAGAUUGCCUGUGCCUGUGAUUUAAAGUUUUUGUUCGUAACACAACUCGCCAGCCUACUGUUGUGUGACUGGGACAAGAAUUCAUAUAAUCUUCAAAAAGUAUCUGAUUUGAUUGCAGCACCAUUUACCCAAAGAGCUUACAUGAUGGCUGUCAACCCACACUGCAGAGAUUUCUGAAGCCAAACAAACUUGGGGCAGACUAAGUAGUGUACAUAGAGAAUAGCAAUAACUCCUGAACCUCACCAACGUUUUAUUGCUGUUGAUUCUGAAAACUGAACCAAUGGAUUCAACUACUACUCUGCCUUCUAUGGUGGCAGCUACUCUUCUGGCAGUGGACAACCAGCCUGUCAUGUCUGACUACCUUUGGCUGCUUGUCAUAGGUUUCUUCAUUGCCUUCAUUCUGGCAUUUUCAGUGGGUGCCAAUGAUGUGGCUAACUCCUUUGGGACAGCUGUGGGCUCUGGGGUGGUCACCUUGCAGCAGGCCUGCAUUUUAGCCACAAUAUUUGAGACAAUAGGCUCCAUGCUGCUCGGUGCAAAAGUCAGUGAGACCAUUCGCCAGGGUAUCAUCGAUGUCAGUAUGUACAAUGGAUCAGAGCCUGUACUGAUGGCAGGCUCCAUCAGUGCCAUGUUUGGUUCAGCUGUAUGGCAGUUGCUUGCUUCAUUUUUUAAGCUCCCCAUAUCUGGAACACACUGCAUUGUGGGAGCUACCAUAGGUUUUUCCUUGAUAGUAAAAGGUCAUCAAGGAGUGAAGUGGCUGGAGCUAAUAAGGAUUGUGACAUCAUGGUUCCUUUCUCCUCUUCUCUCUGGAAUGAUGUCUGCUGUUCUGUUUUACUUUGUUCGUAUGUUCAUUUUAAACAAGGACAACCCACUGCCUAAUGGCCUGAAGGCCCUUCCCAUCUUCUAUGCUGUUACCAUGGGAAUCAACCUCUUCUCCAUCAUGUUCACUGGUCCUCCAUUGCUGGGUUUUGACAGAAUUCCCUGGUGGGUAACACUGCUCAUCUCAGUAGCCUGUGCUUUCCUCACAGCCAUUGUGGUAUGGUUUUCUGUCUGUCCACACCUCAGGAAGAAGAUUGCAAAUAACAUCAAGUCCAGCCCCUUUGAGCAUCCACUGAUGCAGAAGAACAUUCUGAAUGCUGUACCCGAUGAGCCACUUAUAACCACCUCUUGGGUAUCCCCAGUCCAGCUACCUCCUAGCAAAAUUACUUUUGACAUUGGAGAGACUGAGGAUAUGAAUGAUAAGAUCAGCAAAGACUUGGAUGAUACUGAUCUGAAUGUCUGCAGCAAGGAUCAAGUCCAGUUCAGCAAUAGUAAUGAACUUUCCAACAAUGGCUACAGCCAUUACCACACCAUACAUAAAGACUCUGGCCUGUACAAGGAUCUCCUGCACAAGUUGCACCUGGCUAAGGUGGGUGACUGUAUGGGUGAGGGGGAUCGAACCAUCCGCCGCAACAACAGCUACACUUCGUAUACUAUGGCUAUCUGUGGCAUGCACAACGACUUCAAGCAGAAGGACGGAGAUGUCAAGCCUGCUGACGAUGGAGAUAAGGAGAAAAAACAAAUGUCCACAAACAAUUAUAUCGGCUACUUCAGCGCAGUGACUGAGAGUAGGCCACCGGAUCAUCUGGGUGAGGUGGUGUUGGAUGCAAGUCAAGAAGCUAGCAGUGAGAAGUCACUUGAAGAGGAUGCGUUGGAGAUUGACCGGCCAGAAGUCUCUCUGCUCUUUCAGUUCCUGCAGAUUCUUACUGCCUGCUUUGGGUCCUUUGCUCAUGGAGGCAACGAUGUCAGUAAUGCCAUUGGACCCCUGGUAGCCCUCUGGUUGGUGUAUGACACAGGAAAGGUGAUCUCUAAUACUCCCACACCCAUCUGGCUGUUGUUGUAUGGAGGAGUAGGCAUCUGUGCUGGGCUCUGGGCUUGGGGACGAAGGGUCAUUCAGACUAUGGGCAAGGACCUAACCCCCAUCACUCCUUCCAGCGGUUUCAGUAUUGAACUGGCCUCAGCACUGACAGUGGUUAUUGCCUCCAACAUUGGCCUUCCUGUCAGCACUACUCAUUGCAAGGUGGGUUCAGUCGUGGCUGUUGGUUGGUUGCGCUCCAGGAAGGCAGUUGACUGGCUUCUGUUCCGCAACAUCUUUAUAGCUUGGUUUGUAACUGUACCUAUUUCUGGUGUCAUCAGUGCUGUAAUUAUGGCUCUUUUUUACUAUGUCAUUCUCUGAGAGCCUAAGUGGAGCCCCUUCUCUCCCAGAAAUCAUCAUGUACAUGUAUGUGCUUUUACAGUAAGAUUAUCUUUGUUUUCCAGCAAGGAAAUAGUCAUUUCCCUCUUUCCUUGUAUGAACCUUGUUUUCUGUUAAUGAGGUGGUCAUAGUAUCUCUUAGUUGGAAAUGUAAUCCAGACUAGAAAAAUAAUUUAAGUGCAUAUUAGAAUUCCAAAAUGAUUUUGUUUUUGUCUAUUUUGUGUGCAUUCAUAAUAAGAGAAAAUUGCAUGCAGUGCUGUAAUCAAAGGUAAAAUCUUCCUUGUUAAAAACACAUGCUGUUACUUAUAUUUACUAUGAAAACUAUAUAUAUCAAAUUUAGUUUCAUUACUUUAUACAUUUUUAUAAUGCUGUCAUGGUUGCAGAAAUAUAGUCACAUGAUACACAGAAUAAUUCACUGAAGCUUUAAGUGGUUGCAAGUGUUUGAAAACAGAUUUUUCUGGGAGGAAUUCUGUUAUUACAUUUUAAAUUUACCAUUAUCUUUUGCUCUGUUUUAUUGAACAAGAAAAUUACUUUUAAAUUAAUUUUAACCUGUAAACCUACAAAUGCAAAAAUGAUUAUAGUAAAUGAUUUAGUGUUCCUGUGUGGAAUUAUAAUUUGUGGUAAAAUGGUUGAUUUGCAGUGGAUGUAUACAACUGUAUUUCUUAUUAUUAUGAUUGAUCUUUUUGAACCCCAGGAGAGUAUUUGAGUAGCUGCUAUAUUAAAGCAUAUUAUGUUUGAUAGGCAUGUAGAAUUGAAAGAUAAAUUCCAUAAUUUCUAAUUGGUUUCAAAAUGGGAAGUGGACCGUUUAGUGUAUAUUCUACAUAUUGAAACAGACUGAAGUUUAUACAUUUUACUUUUUUUGACUGGAUAAUAAAGCAUGAAUAAAAUAAUUAAACAUG
Molecule: messenger RNA, 3368 nt
Organism: Anguilla anguilla (European eel)
Lineage: Eukaryota; Metazoa; Chordata; Actinopteri; Anguilliformes; Anguillidae
Product: sodium-dependent phosphate transporter 1-B-like
Exons: 11
Coding region: 521-2452 (643 amino acids)
Biological process (GO): phosphate ion transmembrane transport
Cellular component (GO): membrane
Molecular function (GO): phosphate transmembrane transporter activity
Source: RefSeq, a predicted model, not a curated record